Didymodactylos carnosus is the source of this 996-nucleotide messenger RNA. The record is from the annotation of a GenBank genome assembly. Lineage: Eukaryota; Metazoa; Rotifera; Eurotatoria; Philodinida; Philodinidae.
AUGGAAACGUAUCAAACUCAAUUAUUACUUGAUAAUAUCGCAUGUGAUAUUGCAAGAGCUCAAUGGAGUAUUUGGUUUAACACACAGAAUCCAUUUUCAUUUAAUGGAAAUGACAUGGAGGAUUUAAAACAAAUUCAACAACAGUAUCCAAACACUGUCUGUGAUAAUCCAAUAACGGUGGAAUAUGCAUACGAAAAUAUAAAAGAUUCUUUCUAUCACACGGUUGUCAAUUUGAACGGUCUCUUUUGUUCUGGUACGUUCAUAUCACCAUGUCCAGAUUAUCGUAUUAGGUUUUGUUGCAUGAAGAACGUCGAAAGACAGCAAUGUGGUGCCACUUAUAAUUCACCUAUGGUAAUGAACCAUCUUCGAAUUAUAAAUGGUAUUGAAGCGAUACCGCACUCAUGGCCAUGGGCAGUUACUCUAGAAUAUAGGGGAAAACAUGAAUGCGGUGGAGUUAUCAUUGAUCAAUACCACAUACUUACAGCAGCACAUUGCCUCGGUGAUCCAAAUGAUUUAACUAAUUAUAAAGCUAAAGUUGGAGUACAUCAUAGACAAUUUUCUGGUCAAUUAUAUUCAAUCUCUCAGUUAAUUAUACAUCCAUUGUACGAUGAAAAUCAAUGGACAAAACAAAAUGACAUUGGUAUCAUUAAACUGGCACAACCCAUUGUCUGGAGCGCCACUGUACAGCCAAUAUGUCUCACUGAAAAGACUUUGGCGCCACCAUUAGGCAAAACGGUGUUUGUAGCUGGAUGGGGUAAUACAAUAGAUGGUCCGGCGGAUAGCUCAAGUGAUAUAUUGUUACAAGCUCGUUUACGUAUAGUUAAUGAUUGUUCAAUAACGUGCCAAGGUGAUAGUGGUGGUGGACUAUUUUACAAUGAAAACGGAAUAUGGUAUGUUGCUGGUAUAGUAAGUUAUGCACUUGGAUGUGGAAAUUUUCCGACUGUGUUUACAAGAACAAGUGCUUACCUUGAUUGGAUUCAGACGAUGAUUAGAUAA